Molecule: messenger RNA, 1832 nt
Organism: Zootermopsis nevadensis
Lineage: Eukaryota; Metazoa; Arthropoda; Insecta; Blattodea; Termopsidae
Product: serine hydrolase-like protein
Cellular component (GO): membrane
Source: RefSeq, a predicted model, not a curated record
GUUGACAUCUUCACCGCCGCGGGAAACUGAAAUUAAAAUUCGAUUUUCAGAAGUGCUUACUGCCUCCGUCACCAGAAUCUGCAUUAUAUAGGCAAUAAGCACCUCUGAAACGUCGGUCAAUUUCUACAAGACCACAAGACGUAAUAACCCGCACAAAUAAUAAUAACCAGCUACUAAGAACUAGGAUAUGACGUCAGACAUGACGUUAGCACAUUUGUUAUGCUAGCCUCUCGUAAUCUGUGUCAGUGGUAGAUUAUGUCUUAUUAUUUGGCUUGUGACCACAAAGGUGAAUAAUUCCGCAAAGUAGGAAUCUGUGUGUGAUCACAAUAAAGAUGGAAAAAAGCAAAGAUUACAAACACCUUCAAUUUCCCAAGAAUGACACAUCACCAUUCUUACAACAGACUGUAGAGUUACAGUUUGCUGUUCCAUGGGGUCAUAUUGCAGGAAAGACUUGGGGUGAUCCAUGUGGACAGCUGGUACUGUGUGUGCAUGGUAUCCAGGACAAUGCUGGCUCGUUUGACCGUCUUGUUCCUCUUCUUCCAUCUGCAUUCUGCUAUGUGUGUAUUGAUUUACCUGGUCAUGGUUGUUCAUCACACUUUCCAGAAGGGCUUCCUCUGGACUUUAUGGAUUAUGUGUUGGCCCUUAUCCGUGUUUUGAAUCACCUUCGGCAGGACAGUUGUUACUAUAUAGGACACAGUCUUGGAGGCCAGCUUGGUCUGUACCUGUGUGGUCUAUGGCCACAGCGAAUCAAGAAACUGGUUUUGUUGGAUACCAUUGGUCCCAUGCACACAGAAACUGAGAUCUUUCUCCCACUAAAUAAGUUUUUGUUGGACAACGUUCUGAGUACUGAAGAACGAUUCUCAAGUAAAGAGAGUCCUAAUUAUACUUACAAAGAGGCUUUAGACAGGUUGAUGACCAAUAGGGCAAGCAAAUUAACAGAAGAGGCAGCCAGAGCAUUGAUAAAACGUUCCUUGACAAGGAACAGUGCUGGAGGAUCAAGAUUCACGACAGACCAACGCCUGAAGAUGGGUCUGUGGGUACAGCUGAAUGAAAAGCAACAGCUGCAGGUAUUUAAUGAUAUAAAAUGUCCCAUUCUGGCACUUUUAUCAGCUGUUCCAAGAUCAACAGCCUUCAAAGCUAUGAAGAAAACUUUUAAUUUUUUCCUUAAUAAACAGAAUUGUCAGUGCAUUGGUAUGGAGGGGAAUCAUGAUGUGCACAUGAAUAAUCCAGAAAGAGUUUCUCCAUACAUUGUCACAUUUUUAACUACACAGAAGUGUGCUAUGUAAUUAACAUAUGCCGUCCAUCACAUCACACAUCAGGAGUGAUGAUUAAUGAAUAUGUGAAUGGGUGGGAUCAGUGGCAUGGGGAAAAUUGCCAUUCACAACAAAUUCUACAUCUGAUUUCAUUCAGGCCUCCACAGUGAGAAACUGGUAUAUUUAGCUGCCUCAGACAUGGCCCAGAACAUUGGGAACAUUCAUGAAGUUUGUUUUCUACGCAGACUUCCUUCCACCUUCUUACUGGUUAAAUGCGGUUAUAUGUUUUGAAAACUUCAUAAAUAUGAUAUUUGAGGCUUCGUGGCAGUGAAAAGAAGACUACAAUUCUUUAUUUUAUGUGAUUUAGAAGUAAAGAAUGCCUUGAUUAUUCUUUAAACGUGUCUUUACUGUAUUACAACUGGCAGUGGAGUAAAUGUAAGACUUAAUAUUAUAUUGUACUAUAUUAACAUUAAAUUUAACAUUGUAGAUAGGUUCAAUUAUAAUAAAUUCCUGGAAACAUUGUACAAUCAAGCUUUUGUAUCUCAAUAAAUAUGGAAAUGCUUAUGUUCAUAAACAUAA